AUUUAAAGGAGACCGUUCAGUAACGAUCUGAGUGUUGUGCCGCGCGUAUGAUUCUACAUUAUUAAAUAAUUAAGAAUAAUUAUAUUCAAUAAUGAGCGAGCCAGUAGUAACAGUGAAGCAAGGCCAAAUAAAGGGCCAUAUAAGGCAAACGUUUGAUGGAGAGAAUUUUUAUGAAUUCCUUGGAAUACCGUAUGCCAAGCCGCCAAUUGGAUCACUGAGAUUUAAGGCUCCUCAACCUCCUGAAUGCUGGACUGGUGUUAGGGAUGGUACCAAAGAAGGAAACUUUGCUUAUUGUUUGGACUAUUUCAGUGGCAAAAUCUGUGGAUCUGAAGAUUGCCUAUUUUUGAACGUCUUUAUAAAACAGCUACCCCAAUCAGGAUGCACGUUGAAACCAGUUAUGGUAUACAUUCACGGAGGUGGUUUUAUAGGAGGAUCUUCUGCCUUAUCACUGACUGGACCUAAACUGAUAUUAAACGAAGAUGUUGUUUUAGUUACUUUGAAUUAUCGAUUAGGAGCUUUAGGAUUUCUAUGCAUAGACGAUACAUCUCUUGAUGUCCCUGGGAACGCUGGUUUAAAGGAUCAAACAAUGGCUUUGAGAUGGGUUAAGGAAAAUAUAUCUUACUUUAAUGGCGACCCAAAUAAUGUCACAAUAUUUGGUGUGAGUGCUGGAGGGGCUGCAGUCCAGUUUCAGAUAUUAUCUCCGUCUGCUAAAGGACUAUUUCACAAGGCCAUAAUGCAAAGUGGUUCAGCCUUAAACCCAUGGGCGUGGGGCCAAAAAAAUUCUGUUGAGCUGGCUAAUUUAUUAAAACCCGGUAUAAAAACUGAAAAGGAAGCCCUAGAAAUUUUAGUAAACGCACCAGUAGCUGACUUGUAUUCCGCAUCGAUAAAAAUUACUGAUAAUCUUCUUGACAGUAGCAAAAGAAGACCAUUUGGACCAGUGGUGGAAAAACCAAAUCCCACUGCUUUUCUUACUGAUAAUCCCAUUGAUAUUUUAACCUCUGGAAGUUUUAGUCAGGUUCCUCUUAUUCAAGGUGUGGCUGCUAAUGAGGGAUUAAUAUAUGAAUUCUUAAAAAAUACUACUAAGAUAGAUCCUAAUGAAAUACCAGAUUAUGGGAUAUCAUGGCAACUAUCUCUCAAGAAAAAUAGCCAAGAAUACGAGAACAUAAAAAAUAAAAUCAUGGAACAUUACUUUAAAAAUGGCUUAACAUCGGAUGCAAUAUAUGAAUACUUAGGAGAUACGAUGUUUAUAAUAGGCAAAACAGAAUCCUUGAAACUUAGCGUGCAACAUUCUUUGAAACCUGUAUAUAAUUACGUACUGUCAUUGAUGCCUGAGAGUACCAUGAAAUUUAGAAAACUAUUUAAAGUACCAGAUUCUUCAACUGGAGCACACCAUGGAGCAGAAUUAACCCUUCUUUUUGAUACUCAAAUUAUACAGUUAACCGAUGAAUGCAUACAAGCCUCCAAAAAGUUCGUAAAGAUGUGGUCAAAUUUUGCCAAAAACGGUAUACCAUCAACAGAUGACAUUAAAUGGGAUCCAGUUACUAACCCUGAGGAACUCGUCUAUCUGGAUAUAUCAGAAAAUAGCCAAAUGAAGAAAAAUCCCUUUUCAAGAAAUGUUCAAUUCUGGAAUGAAGUUUUGCGAACAACACCAUAUGACAAAGCAUCGUUCAAUUCGUAGGUUAUAAGUGACAAUUUUUUUUAUUCACAAUAAUUCAUAAUCUAUGUUUUUCUUCAUUAUUGAUAUUAAAUGUCUAUCAACUUUACGUCAAAAAUGCAUUUGCUUUUCUUUUAUUUUUUUGAUGAAAACCUUAAAUACAGCGUAUAUGUAUUAGCUUUACAAAAUCAGAUUUCAUUAUCACAUAGUAAAGUUUAUUGAUCAAACUGUAAAUGUUAUCUUAUCUGCUUUUAUAUAUUUGUUUAAACCAUACCGAAAAUGUUUGCAAUAUAUUUAAUAUACCUUAAGAAAA
Molecule: messenger RNA, 1967 nt
Organism: Sitophilus oryzae (rice weevil)
Lineage: Eukaryota; Metazoa; Arthropoda; Insecta; Coleoptera; Curculionidae
Product: cocaine esterase-like
Exons: 10
Coding region: 92-1678 (528 amino acids)
Source: RefSeq, a predicted model, not a curated record